Molecule: messenger RNA, 797 nt
Organism: Adelges cooleyi (spruce gall adelgid)
Lineage: Eukaryota; Metazoa; Arthropoda; Insecta; Hemiptera; Adelgidae
Product: myophilin
Exons: 4
Coding region: 138-650 (170 amino acids)
Molecular function (GO): protein binding
Source: RefSeq, a predicted model, not a curated record
GUCGAACAGACGAACAGCUUCACAGUGUUUGACGUGGGUGCCCAACAGCAUAAUAUAGCAGCCUGUAGUUUCAGCUGAAAACCAAACAAAUCCGUUGCAAACCUAUCCAAAGAAGAAAAUAUUAUCCAACAGAAAACAUGCCGGCCCGAAACAAGGAACAAGAGCAAGAAGUGUUGGAAUGGAUCAGCCAAGUGACUGGCGAAAAGCUGCCGGCCGGCGCGGUCUACGAAGACGUGCUCAGAGACGGAGUGGUCUUGUGUAAUCUCAUCAACAAGAUCAGCCCUGGAUCAGUGAAGAAGAUCCAAACCAAGGGCACUAACUUCCAAUUAAUGGAGAACAUACAGAGGUUUCAAGCCGCCCUUAAGAAAUACGGUGUACCCGAGGAAGAAAUUUUCCAGACAGCCGACCUGUUUGAACGUAGAAACAUACCUCAAGUGACCCUUUGCCUGUACGCCCUAGGAAGAUAUACUCAAAAGCACCCGGAAUACACGGGGCCCAGGUUAGGACCUAAAAUGGCGGACGUCAACAAGAGAGAGUUCAGCGAAGACCAGUUGAGAGCGUCGGAAGGACAUCUGAACUUGCAAAUGGGUUUCAACAAGGGCGCGUCUCAAUCUGGGCUUGGAUCUUUUGGCAACACUAGGCAUAUGUAAAAUAUCAACUAUUAUUCUAAUUAUUUGUAUUAUUGUUUAAAAAAUAUAUUCGCUUUAAUUUAAACUAACAUUUCGUAUUGAGUAUUAUAUUUAUUAUAUACAUAAAUUAUUUUCAUUAAAAUUCUGCUACUUUUUUUUUUAUUUCAA